AUGCCAGAAAUCUGGGGGAAAUCCACUGCAGCUUAUGGGCGAUACUAUCGACUCCUCUACGAAGCAAAGCCGGUUACAUGCGCCGUUAAAGGCACGGUCUUCGAUGCCCUUCCUGUACCCGCAGCAGUUGUUCUCGAUUUAUUUUGUCUGGCAGAGUUCAGAAUUACUCAAGGCAUCAGCGGUUCCACCGUCCCAGUACUUACCUGGAUGUCGGGUGGUGUGUCUACCUUCAUUCGUUUCUUUGGGGACGACACAAUCGGGGGCCUCGGAGAGUUUGAGUCCAGGGCUGCGGCGGAAGCUACCCUCACUGGGGUAACGACCUCGGAGGCAGGUUUAAAGAUCUUGUUUGAAGGCGAAGGAAAGUUACUGAAAAUUCCGGGUCUUCCUGCUAUGUAUGACUACGAAUUUUGCCCCCAAAAGCCCGCAACGACUAGCCCUGUUUUUAAAAUUCUAGCGGCAUCAGCAAAGUUUUUGAAAGAGGCCCAAGGCAUUAUUGCCGCGUCCCCAUAUGCGCUUGAGGAGGUUUCAAUAGACGCUGCAAAAUCCUUCUGGGGCAACCUAGAAAAGGAAAUGUAUGUCGUAGGCCCACUUUUAGCUCCAUCCCCAGCAUUCGAUGCCACUGUCUCCAAAAGUCAUGGAGAAAUUGAGAUAUUUCUAGACGACAAGCUUCGAAGGUUUGGAGGGAAAUCAAUAUCAUUUGGCACGGCAUUUUGGCCUACAGCCCCUGACUAUGUAGAAGAAGUAAUUGAUGCUCUGUUAGAGAAGCAAUUUCCAUUUAUAUUCGCAUAUGCUUCGCCUGCUGCAACCUUGUCAGACAAGCUGGUAGCCAAGGUCAACUCUUCGGGCGUUGGGCUGCUGUCGAAGUGGGCACCACAGCCAUAUAUCUUAAGUCAUCAGGCCACUGGAUGGUUCCUCAGUCAUGGCGGUAACGGCAGCAUCGUUGAAUCAUUGAGCAAUGCUAUACCUCUGGUAAUAUGGCCCUUCAACGCGGAUCAGCCAGCUGCCGCCGCCCACCUUACGGAGAAUCUCAAAGUGUCAUUCGAACUGAUUGAGAUCAGGACAGGAGAAUCGGGACUCAAGCCUCUGUACAGAUUGGGCCGCGCGCCUAAAGGUACCAGGGAGGCUGUGGGCAUCGAGAUAAGGGAGGUGAUUGACGCAUGUCGUGGUCCGAAGGGAGUGGAACUGCGCAAAAAUGCCGAGGCCGUGCAGGCGAAACUUUCGAAUGCAUGGAAGGAAGAUGGUAUUGCCGCUCGGGAUUUACGAGCUUUCCUGGACACGUAUUCUGGACGUGAUUAA
Messenger RNA from Psilocybe cubensis, 1296 nucleotides. RefSeq lists its product as uncharacterized. The coding region runs from base 1 to 1296 and encodes 431 amino acids. The record is from RefSeq and is a predicted model, not a curated record. Lineage: Eukaryota; Fungi; Basidiomycota; Agaricomycetes; Agaricales; Agrocybaceae. Gene Ontology annotation, molecular function: UDP-glycosyltransferase activity. The transcript is spliced from 9 exons.